Molecule: messenger RNA, 1454 nt
Organism: Chelonia mydas (Green sea turtle)
Lineage: Eukaryota; Metazoa; Chordata; Testudines; Cheloniidae
Product: class I histocompatibility antigen, F10 alpha chain-like
Exons: 8
Coding region: 100-1329 (409 amino acids)
Biological process (GO): immune response
Cellular component (GO): external side of plasma membrane
Source: RefSeq, a predicted model, not a curated record
CCUGCGGGCCGGGGGCUCCCGCGGCGGGAGCUGGCUCCGCCCCCCGCGGCGUUCUCGGGUCCCGGGGCCGCGUCCGGCCGCGCUGCGGGGGGCCCGGGGAUGGCGCUGCGCCUCCUGCUGCCGCUGCUGGGGGCUGCAGCCCUGCCGGGGGCCCGAUCCCGCCUGCACUCCUUGCGCGUAUUGGACACGGUGGUGUCGGAGCCCGGCCCGGGGCUGCCCUGGUUCAGCCGUGUUGUGUACGUGGACGAUCAGGUCACCUUCGUCUACACCAGCGGGAUGCAGAGGGCGAAGCCUCGCACAGCGUGGAUGGCGGAGAACGAGAGUCCGGAGUUCUGGGACAAGAGGACCUGGUGCGCACAGCGCUACCAGAAAUGGUACAACGCGAGUCUGAACACCCUGGGUCAGCUCUACAACCAGAGCGAGGGGUUUCACAUUAUCCAGACGAUAUACGGCUGUGAUCUCCGGGAAGACAACACCAUUCAGGGGUUUUACCAGGAUUCAUAUGACGGACGAGACUUUCUUACCUUCGAUAAGGAGACCAUGACUUGGGUAUCAGCAGAUAUUGGGGCUCAGAUCACCAAGAGGAGAUGGGAUGUUGAAGUAUUUGACAACCAGCGGUGGAAACGCUACCUGCAGGAGGAAUGUAUUCCCUGGCUAAGGAAUUCUCUAGAGUACGGGAAGGAGACUCUACAGAGGAAAGUGCGCCCAACAGCUAGAGUGAGUGACAGGUCGUCUCAUGACGGCCUCACCACCCUCUCCUGUAAGGUCAGUGGGUUCUACCCCCGGGACAUCACCGUGACCUGGCUGAGAAAUGGGGAGAGCAGACAGCAGGAGACCUACUCUGAAGGCAUCCUACCCAGUGGGGACGGGACCUAUCAGACCUGGGUGACAAUGGAGAUUGAUCCCAAGAUCAAAGCCCAUUAUUCAUGUCACGUGGAGCAUGAAGGCCUGUUAGAGCCACUCUCCGUCUCCUGGGAACCAAAUAACAAUCUAAUUCCCACUGUGGCUGGAGUUAUCACUGCAGUUGUCCUGAUUGGUGUUAUAAUCGGAGUAGUCGUCUGGAAAAAGAAACGCCCAGGGAAGAAGGGAGACGGCUAUGCUGUAGCUCAGGCAAACGACCAAGGACCUAGUGGCUCUGACCUAUCUGCCAAGGGUGUGAAAGACUCUAGUGAGAGGGAUUUCUCUGUGGCUGCUGACACAGCGUGGGCUGAGCUCAGCUUUUGCAAUGAUAACUCCAGCGGCUUCAGAGAACAGUCUCCAGUGAACUGCAGGGAGGAAGCAGCAGGGACAGGGCCCAGCACUUGGGGCUCCAGGAACCCGGGUCUCUGACACUGGAGCGACAAGCUUUGUCAGCAGGGUUAGAGAUUUUGUCCACUGAACCCUGCAGCCACUAGGGCGACCGCCCCGACCGCAGCGUGCACUGUCAUUGCAAAACAUGAUGGCAGGUUCCCUUU